UAUGAAAACGUUGAAUAUUAAUAAAUAAUUCCUACAAAAUGAGAUUGAACUGAAAAUUAUUAAAAUAAUUUUGUAAAUAUAAAUUAAAAAAAUCAACCAUGGACGUGGAAGUGAAAAUAAAAGAAGAUAUGAAAAAAUUGGGAUGCAAGUGUGAUAGGAAAAUAGCCUUGGCCUAUCAUUUGUACAUAUAUUUAGUUGACGUAAAGCUAAUGUACGACACUGAAUACUGCUAUAACAAAGAUAUAGAUACACUUUACGUCGUUGCGAGAUCUAUUAAAAAUGAAAAACUAAAUAUAUACGUGCCAAUACCGACAAGUGUGGACAUAUCUAUUGAUUUUAUUAGCGUACUACAAGAGAAUUUGUGUACUGUAGAGACAGGGCCAAGCGUAAAUCUAGCUUUCAUAGAAAGCGACUGCUCCACGGUGAUUUAUACAUUCACUAAAGGUAUAGCUGAGCGACCAUCUGCUGAGAAGACUUCACAAUUGAGACAGAAGUUCGAAAGGAGAACAUUUAUUAAUGGUGAAUUAAAGGAAAAUAGAAGUAAGAUUUUAAAUGAUGCUCUCAAUGGUGGCUUUGUCGAUGAUGAUGAUUGUCAAGUUUUGGAUUGAUAACUAGGAUGGAGAGUUGAGUGAUAAGUGAGUGUGGAAUCUUUAAAUUUAC
Molecule: messenger RNA, 660 nt
Organism: Vanessa tameamea
Lineage: Eukaryota; Metazoa; Arthropoda; Insecta; Lepidoptera; Nymphalidae
Exons: 2
Coding region: 99-608 (169 amino acids)
Biological process (GO): tRNA splicing, via endonucleolytic cleavage and ligation
Molecular function (GO): nucleic acid binding
Source: RefSeq, a predicted model, not a curated record